Dichomitus squalens LYAD-421 SS1 is the source of this 1035-nucleotide messenger RNA. Its product is annotated as S-adenosyl-L-methionine-dependent methyltransferase. NCBI's taxonomy places the organism in Eukaryota, Fungi, Basidiomycota, Agaricomycetes, Polyporales, Polyporaceae. Gene Ontology annotation, molecular function: S-adenosylmethionine-dependent methyltransferase activity. The record is from RefSeq and is a predicted model, not a curated record. The transcript is spliced from 2 exons. Bases 76 to 954 code for a protein of 292 amino acids.
CCCAAACGCUACCCUCACACUAACAACUGCUCCUUGUACCGAUACCCAAGCGAGAGCAGUACCCUCCUGAUUGCAAUGACCACGGACUACUGGAAGAGCGAGGAAUUUGCCAAACGGCACAAGGGGGCCGAGCACAUCACUGGCCCCUUCGGGCUGCAACUCCUCCUGCAAUGCGGCCUCGACCGUGCCGAAGGCAGCGAGGACAUUGUCCUUCUCGAUAACGCAACUGGCACGGGCAUCGUCCUCGAGUAUCUGUACGGCAUACUCCCGCCGGCCGCGAAGGCACGUCUGCAGGUCGUUGCUGGGGACCUUUCGCCUGCGAUGAUAUCGGCCGUACAAGAACGCAUCGAGCAGAAUGGAUGGGUGCACAUCGACGCAAAGCUCGUCGACGCGAUGGAUAUGGACUUACCAUCGAACCAAUUCACCCAUGUCACCGCCAACUUCGGUCUUGUCGGCAUCCCCGACCCUCGUGCCGUCCUCUCCGAGGUCUACCGCGUCCUCCGCCCAUCUGGUUUAGCCGCGUUCUCGAUCUUCAAGACAGUCGCGUGGUACGAUAUCGCCAAAGCGGCCAUCACUAGCAUCCCGGGGGCGCCUCGCUUCCCGACAUUGGAGGAAUACGGGGUGAAGAUGAUGAAGGACCCUCAGCCCGGCGACGAACAGUGGACAAGACCGGAGUUCUUCGAGGAGCAGAUCCGAAACGCCGGAUUCGAAGACGUCCAAACGACCGUUCACGAGAACCGGACGCGCUACAAGGACACGGAGGAGUACGUGAAAGUGUACAAAGUGGACAUGAUGUUGAAGAACUCGUGGAGCAAGGAAGAUUGGGAGAGGGUGGAGCCGCACGUACAAAGUGCGCUCGUGGAGGAGCUGAAGCGCAGGUUCGGAGACGGGGAGAUUGUGUUGAAUUGGGAGGCAUACUGUGUUACGGCGAAGGUACCUCCUGCCAAGCCCUAACCGGGACCCUUCAAGUAGGGCUGCCGUGGCGGGUCAACGACGCGUUGACCAUAAGAGCACGACUAUAUAAACCACUCCCCC